Poecile atricapillus (Black-capped chickadee) is the source of this 2659-nucleotide messenger RNA. It is a transcript of the gene KIF20A, whose product is annotated as kinesin family member 20A. NCBI's taxonomy places the organism in Eukaryota, Metazoa, Chordata, Aves, Passeriformes, Paridae. The transcript is spliced from 18 exons. Gene Ontology annotation, biological process: microtubule-based movement. The record is from RefSeq and is a predicted model, not a curated record. Gene Ontology annotation, cellular component: nucleus; microtubule; kinesin complex. The coding region runs from base 8 to 2656 and encodes 882 amino acids. Gene Ontology annotation, molecular function: ATP binding; ATP hydrolysis activity; microtubule binding.
AGGCACCAUGGCACAAGUACUUGCCUCCCCAGGGUUGUUUUCUGAUGAUGAAGCUGCAGCCUCCCCUGUGCUUGAGUCCACAGCAACAGGGUUUGGGGCUGACCUGCGCAAGGACCUGCUGCCGGAGUUCUCUGCCAUCUCCCCAAACCUGGAGGGCUCUCAGGCUGUAGCUGAAGACAAUAAUGGAAAAUUAAAGGUCUACCUCAGAGUUCGACCUCUGAAAUCUACAGAAGUGGAAAAGGGGGAAGACCAGGGCUGUGUCUGUAUUGAGAACUCAGAAACCCUUAUUCUAAAAGCUCCAAAGAAUUCCUUCACCAUGCGGAGCACGGAGCGAGGAGUGGGACAAGCAGUGCACAGAUUCUCCUUCACCCGGAUUUUUGGACCAGAGGUGGGGCAGAAAUUGUUCUUUGAUGAGACAAUGAAGCAGGUGAUAAAGGAUGUGCUGAGUGGGCAGAACUGUCUGGUUUACACCUAUGGCAUCACCAAUUCAGGGAAGACUCACACGAUUCAGGGCACCACCCAAGAUGGGGGGAUUCUGCCUCGCUCUUUGGCAACCAUCUUCAACAGUGUGGGGGACCGGCUGUACCAGGCCAUGGACCUGAAGCCUGUCCUCUCCAACGAGGUGAGCUGGCUGGACAGCAGGCAGGUGCGGCAGGAGGAGACCAAGAAGCAGAUGAUGCUGCAGGGGGGUUUCUGGGAGGAGGAGCUGCUAACGCCACUGAAGAGGAGUCAAAGUGCUGAAUCUCAGCUCCAGGCCACCACCAGUGGCAGCUUUGACAGUGGAGUUGCUGGUCUGUCUUCAUCCAGCCAACUCACCAACCAUUCAGACCUCAGCCAGACAGAAGAACUGGGCCCUUGCUGGGCUGACCUGGAUCACAUUUCACUCACCAGCACAGAUGUGCAGUUCUCCAUCUGGGUCUCCUUCUUUGAGAUUUACAACGAGUUAAUCUAUGACUUGUUGGAACCAGCUCUACCUGGGCAGAACCGCAAGCGGCAAACACUGCGGCUCUGUGAGGACCAGACUGGAAACCCCUAUGUGAAAGAUCUGAACUGGAUCAAUGUCCGGGAUGCUGAUGAGGCCUGGAAGCUCCUGAAACUGGGUCGGAAAAACCAGAGUUUUGCGAGCACCCACAUGAACCAGAACUCCAGUCGCAGUCACUGUGUGUUCUCCAUUCGGAUUCUGCACUUGCAAAGAGGUGGCAGUGAUGUUGUUCCAAAAAUCAGCGAGUUAUCCCUGUGUGACCUGGCAGGGUCUGAGCGCUGCAAGGACCAGAAAAGCGGGGACCGAAUGAAAGAAGCCAACAACAUCAACACCUCCCUGCACACCCUGGGCCGCUGCAUCGCCGCCCUCCGCCAGAACCAGCAGGCCAGGACAAAGCAGGCAGUGGUUCCGUUCCGGGACAGCAAACUGACCCGCGUGUUCCAGGGCUUCUUCAGCGGGCGCGGGCGCUCCUGCAUGAUUGUCAACAUCAACCAGUGUGCAUCCACCUAUGAUGAGACCCUGCACGUAGCCAAGUUCUCAGCCAUUGCCAGCCAGCUUGUUCAGGCACCUCCUACAAAGCUGGGACUUCCAUCCUUACAAUCCAUCAUCAAAGAACACAACAGGCGAAUCAGCCAGGGGCCAGAGGCAGAGCCAGAGGAAGAUGUGGAAUCAGAAGACGACACUGAGAAUGAUGAGGCAGAUGUCUCCAUGUAUGAGAAGAAGGACUUGCUGCGUGUGGUUGAAGCUGCACGAGAGCUGCUGGUGCAGGAGCGGCAGAAGAAGCUGCAGCUCGAGGUGCGCCUGCGUGAGGAGAUCUGCAACGAGAUGCUGGAGCACAUGCAACAGAAGGAGCAGUGGUGGAGCCAACACGUGGAUGCUCAAAGAGAGCAGAUGGAGGAACUGUAUGAGGGUAAAAUAACCAUCCUGAAGGAGUUACUGACUGACCACUACCAGGAGAAGAUGCAGGAGCGUGACGAGGAGAUUUUGGAGCUCAAAGCUGCUCUGCAGGAGACCAAACAAAAACUGGAGAGCCUGGAUACCAAGCAAAAGGACGUGGAACAAAGUGCACGUCGAUCCAAGCGAGCGGCCACCUCAUCUGCUCUGCAGCAAGAGCUGGCAGACACCAAAGCCAGGCUGGAGCAGUGUCAAAAGGAGUUGAAUUCCACAAGCGCAGAGUUGCGCAAAUACCAGAAAUUAGUGGAGCCACCUCCCUCUGCCAAACCCAUUACUAUGGAUGUGGACAGGAAGCUGCAGGAUGGACAGAAGAAUGUCAGAUUGCUGCGUUCAGAGCUACAAAAAAUUGGGGAGUCUCUCCAAUCUGCAGAGCGGGCGUGCUGCCACAGCACAGGGGCAGGGAAGCUGCGAGAAGCCCUGGGCACGUGUGAUGACAUCCUGGCAAGACAGGACCAGACCCUGGCAGAGCUGCAGAACAACAUGAUGCUGGUGAAGCUGGACCUGCGCAAGAAGGCGGCCUGCAUUGCUGAGCAGUACCACACGGUGCAGAAACUGCAGGCGCCAACGUCCACCCUCAAGAAACGCUUCUGUGCCAACAGGGAAAACCUGCAGCCCAAUCAGCCUCCUGGCAAAAAGCCCUUCCUGCACAACAUCCUGACACGUUCAGCCACCCGUCCUGCGGCUGCCAGAGGCUGGCAACUUCGUUCAGUUGCUCUGUGACUU